AGCUCCCGCCGCUCUCUAAUUGGUCGAGCCGUCAGCCUUGCCUCCUAUUGGCUAGAACCUCAUUGCGGUGGAUUGUGGUCUAUGGAGUUCACUGUCGUAAUAGCUGAAUCGAAAACGGUCUUCCCGCAAACAUUUACAUCUUAUAACUCACCUGGCGUGACGUCAUAAUGCAAAGAGUUUACUCGCGAAGUCUUCUUCUGUUGCUGCCGGUUUUACCGACCACUUCCGCGUUACCAUAGCAACGAGUCAACCUGCAGGUCGGAGCGGUUUAGCAGAGGGGCUAGCUGCUUCAAAUGUUCGGUUUAGGGGACAGGUCCAGCAUGACGUCCCGUGCAGCCCCUUCAGGUAAAGCAGCUGUGAAGGUGAAGAGGAGGAGUGGGAGUGUGGGGCGGAAGCAGACAGCAGACAUUGAGGAAUUGACAUCUUCUGGGCACAAAGCGCUGCAGGAGGGACGCCCACAGGAGGCGCUGCGGCACUUCAGAGAUGCCCUGAAGGCUGCAGAGCAGCUCCAGGACUCGCGGGUCCUGCGGGCCUGUUCCUUUAACCUCGGGGCUGCCUAUGUGGAGGUAGGACGACCUCGGAAAGGUCUGGACUUCCUGCGGCAUGCUCAGCCUGGUCCCAAGGCCGACCGCCUCCCUGACCUCCAGUUCAACCUCGCCCUGGCCCAUGAUGCACUGGGGCAGAGCCGGGAAGCCGCCACCUACUUCCUGCAAGCUGCCCAGCUGUAUAGGUCACAAGGAGACGGCUGCAGUGAGGGGGACGCCUGCAUGGAGAUGAGCCGCUGUUACAGCAGGACACGGGACUGGGCGCUGGCGGCUCAGGGUUACUUGCGAGCUGCAGAGGGUUACAGAGUGGCCAACAUGUUGGACCUUGCAGCCACCGCCCUGUCAGAAGCAGGAAGUCACAUGACCCAAUCAGAUCAGUGCAACCAGGAGGACAUCAUCGGUGUGCUGUCAGAGUGUCUGAGUUUGAUGGGGAGCAUUACGGACCCGAGGACUCUGGGUAAUCACCUGAAAGAAGGUUGCUUGAUUCAGAAUAGAACAGAAUAGAACAGAAUAGAACAGGCCUUUAGUGUCACUGUGCAAUCGAGCUGUGGUUGGCCCCCCCUGCUGCCCAAAGUCUUGCACAACCUGGGAGCGGCGCUGAACUCCAUGGGCCAGUUCAGGUCCGCCGUGGACUACCACAGGCUGGCCGCUGGACUGUACGGCUCUCAGGGUUGCCGUGGCGACCAGGCUCGGUGUUUCAGUAACCUUGCGUUUGCCUUCAGUCGGAUCGGCGAGGAAGAGGAAGCAGCAGAGAGCUUAAUCCUCGCCCUACAGGGAUUCAGAGACACAGGGGACUACCUGGCACAGGCUCAGGUGUGCGAGGUGCUGGCUGAGUGUUACCUGGUGCAGAGGAAGCAACACAAAGCGGUUCAGCUCUACAAACAGGCUCUGAGUGCGCUCUCUCACUGCCAGGACAGCGGCGGCAUCCAGGACCAACUGGUGGAGCGACUGACUGCCACGCUGCAGCAGAGUCUGACCGUCAGUCCUCAGGUCUUACCACAACACCCAUUCACUAAACCCAUCAGUGCUUAUAAAGCCCAAUAA
Neolamprologus brichardi is the source of this 1589-nucleotide messenger RNA. The record is from RefSeq and is a predicted model, not a curated record. NCBI's taxonomy places the organism in Eukaryota, Metazoa, Chordata, Actinopteri, Cichliformes, Cichlidae.